AUGUGUAUCUAUACAAUGUCAAUGAGAAGUACAGAGGAAAAACUGAUUUAUAUAGAGAAUCAGAUUGGGAUUGCAGUCUGCUGAUCAAAAACCUGGAAUCGUCUCACAAUGGAGAGAAAUUAUACACAAGGAUUGACCCUGAAAAUAUUGCAUGGCAAAACUAUGAAACUGAUGAUACUACCACUACAGUUCUUAUUGAUGCGACUCCACAGCAGCCCAACAUCAGUGUUUAUGGAGGUGAAAGGACAGGUGAUACCAUCAUCGUAGCAUGUUCAGCUUUCCACACAUGUCCAUACAGCAAACCAACCAUCACUCUGAAUGGUAUAGAAGGAUCUGACGAAAUAAAGGAUGAGUCUGUUAAAGACGGCCUGUUGAAAAUCACUCUGACACGCACAGGUGUCGUAAAGGCAGAAAGCACGACUAUUAAGUGCUCAGUAACACAUUAUAGUGGCAUAACACUGACAGCUACAGAGGUCAAAAGUUCAAAAUGUGUUCAUCAUAACAUAUCGAUUGAGCCUGAACUGGCAGAUGUCACCGAGGGCGUCGCACAGAACUUCACUUGUACCAUCUACCAUUCCUGCCAGAAUGAGAAUCCAACCAUCACAUGGAACUAUGAGAACAUGCAGGUCUCAUCGUGGAACAAAAAGCAUUCCGAUUUAGAUCAGUUUCGGAUCGCAUUUUCCAACUUAACCUUUCUGGGUGCAAAAGAAGACCAUGGGAAAAGACUGAUAUGCACCGCAACAUUUUCUGGAGGAAAUAUUGAAACUUAUGUUGUUUUGCGUGUACAGGAAUAUCAAAAACCAGUGGAUCAAAUCCUGAAUGAAACCUAUUUCCAAUAUGUGGCAGACGUGAUACCAAAGAUCACUGCAUUGCCUCGUUCAUGUGUGGUAAUACCAUGCAGUUUCAAGACAGAUGAGGAAUAUUCCACUGAACUUCGGGUUCUAUGGGUCACCAGAAAAGGUGGCUACAUGUUCCACACCGACCCAGUCGAUGUCUCGGACAACUUCAAAGGCCGCACAAGGCUCCUCGGAAACCCAGUUGAGCAGAACUGCACUGUGGAGAUGGAUAAUGUGCAAACUCAUGACAAUGGACCAUUCUGUUUUCGAGCAGAAAGAGAAAAUGAGAGAUACAGCUUCAACAACAGCUGUGUGUUCAUUAUAAUGCGGGCCCCCGACAAACCUGUGAUGUCAUCCCUCCCUGAAGACAUCGAGCCCGGGACACACGUCGCUGUCCAAUGCUCAGUCAACCACACAUGCUCUUCUCACCCUCCUGAAAUCACCUGGAGCGUCCCAACAGAUCGAGAAACUAUCAGCCACAAUCAUAUGGGGGGAGGCGUCUGGGAAACAGUGUCUGCUGUGACCUUUAUUCCAACUGGAUAUGAAGAGAAAGAUGAAAUUGUCUGCACUGCCAAAUUUUGGGGCGGUAAAACACAGGAAAAUACAGCCUUCCUCAGCAUUAGAAGAUUGCAAAGGCUUAAAUUGGAGGAUGUCGGGCUGUAUGCCAUAGUUCCCUCACUGGUGUUCAUCCUCAUUUUCGUGCUUGCUGGAGUUUUAAUAUGCAGGAGAUGGCACAGACAGCCUCAUCAUGAUAUGCAUGGGUCACAUACACAGUCUGAACAGAGGAGAUCAUUUUGGAACAGAUUUUCAAGUCGUUUUAGUAUGCCUGAAGGAAGAGUAGCUUGGACUAACAGAGGAAACAGGAGUGAUAUCGGGGUAUCAGACCCGAACCAGACAAAUUAAAGAUUCGAUCGGGAGCAUGGUUGAAACAUAAGGAGCCGAAUUCCACAGAAAGGCUCAAGACAACAGGAUGUUGUAAAUAAGUUCCUAGCACCACAAGUCGGAAGCAAGUACACUAACCAGCAGCUUGAACAGCUUUCAACAUUAAAACAAAAGAACAUCCAAUUUGGAAAGGAGAUUGUCAAAUUUUUGGGCAAGUAAUCAAGAUUGAUGGUCCAAGAGAUGCACAGCAUGACCAUCACAUGUAAAUCCAUGAUAGUAAUCAUGAUCACAAGCUCUUUGGAUUGACUUCCACCCACCCCCCCCCCAACCUAGAAGAAAAGAACCAGACUGAAAUUCCUAAGGGGACCUUUUAACCUCUGGUCUCCACAGAAUGUCCUUAUGUCAAAGAAUGGCACAGAAAUGUCUUUUAUAGAUGUAGAUGCACCAAAAUUAACUCAAAAAGACUUCUAAACGAAUACCAGUCCAUUGCUUAACUCCAUAUCAUAUAUGUAACCAACACAUUAGACUAUCAUGUUUCAAAUCACUUAUUGUGUAUGUCUUUUAAUAACUACUGAAUAGCUUAAGGAUUCAUAUUCAUGUUUAGUAUUUGUGUGUGUUUGAAUCGUCU
This is a messenger RNA of Cyprinus carpio (common carp), 2346 nucleotides long. RefSeq names its product sialic acid-binding Ig-like lectin 10. Bases 621 to 1739 code for a protein of 372 amino acids. NCBI's taxonomy places the organism in Eukaryota, Metazoa, Chordata, Actinopteri, Cypriniformes, Cyprinidae. The record is from RefSeq and is a predicted model, not a curated record. The transcript is spliced from 11 exons.